This is a messenger RNA of Paraglomus brasilianum, 1203 nucleotides long. Lineage: Eukaryota; Fungi; Glomeromycota; Glomeromycetes; Paraglomerales; Paraglomeraceae. The record is from the annotation of a GenBank genome assembly.
AUGUUAAAUAAAAAUAAGCAGAAGGCAUCUGCCAAUGCUACCCAACCAUCUAAUAAAGGUCCUAACCCCAAAAAACCAUCUCCAUUUUCAUUCGCAAACACUGAAUGUAAACUUUCCUACGAUGCUCAAGUCUCAAAUAGAGAAGUCCCCAAGACUGAUCUAAUUAACUCACUGUUCUUUGACCUCCGUAACCUCCAAGUCACUGAAGAACAGCUUUUCGAAGCUAUUCAGGAUGACAUUAUGGGCGUAGCCUACAGACAGGAAUCUGGCUUCCUUGAAGUUACUCUUACUGACCAAGAGGCUAUCAAAAAAUACCUCACAGAAGGCCUAACGAUUGCUGAUACACCCAUCAUCCCUCUACCUCCCAGAAACUUAAACCCAAGAACCCUAAGGAUUAAACUAGCCAACGUGCCUAUGCAUCUAAGCAAAACACGCCUCGAACAAGAUAUCAAAAGCUAUUGGGGGCAAUUCGCCUGCAUUAAAGCUAUUGCACCAUACACCUAUAAGGGAACAGCUAUCCUCACCAGACGUUGGGAUCUAAUUGUCCAACUCAAACCAGAAGCCAAUGCACUAGAAGCUCCAGUGGUAUGGGAAUAUCAGGAAAGUAAAGUCCUUGCAACAUGGAGAGGAGCACCUGCUUCCUGCCUCUCAUGUAAGUCAGCUGGGCACUACUCCAGCGCAUGCCCUACCUUUCCGCCAAAAAGGAAGACAACUGAAACCCUGAAAAAAAUGAUCAACAAGCAGGUAACCAGCCCCCCUGAAACCAACAUACCAAAUGAAGGAGCAACAAAUAAAGCACCAGUUGCCUCAUCUAGUAAAACACCAAUUGCCUCAACCAACAAGGUAACCACCACAUAUGGUGCAACAAAUACUCCCCCUGUGGCACCACAACAAUUCCACACUCCCCCCACCCAACUGAUGUCAUAUGCAUCUGUAACUGCAGCAGGAUCCCCCAUCCCGCAAGCCCAACGACAAAUGCAUCCAGGAAUACAAUCCCAAUUCGAACCACUUGCAACAACAGCAUCAAGAGACCUGUACACAGGAAAUUCUCUCGACCAGGAAAUGGGGGGCCCCUAUUAUGGACAUGAGUACAGCCCAAAUCAAGACCUGACAGAUAUCACUACAUCACCUUUUGCAGGAGAUGACGAACAAAUGGCAAACCAAUAUCUCCCCCCAGAUAAUGAUGAGGAAAUGGCCUUAUAA